GUGGUUUGCCGUAAAAGUGGAUGCAUGCCGCCCAAGCUAGACGGCAGUAGAGGGAGUGUAAGGAGUGAAGCCAAAGGCGUGGAGGGGCAAGCCUGACGCCAUGGCUGGCCUACCUAGGAGAAUCAUAAAGGAGACCCAGCGGUUAAUGGCAGAGCCAGUGCAGGGCAUUCGAGCCGUUCCCGACGAACAAAAUUCGAGAUACUUUCACGUAGUCGUGGCCGGCCCUAAAGAUAGUCCUUAUGAGGAUGGGACGUACAAACUGGAACUGUUUCUACCAGACGAAUACCCAAUGGCUCCACCCAAAGUGCGCUUCAUGACAAAAAUAUAUCACCCGAACAUCGACAAGCUCGGCAGGAUAUGCUUGGACAUCUUGAAAGACAAGUGGAGUCCAGCACUACAGAUAAGGACAGUACUGCUCUCCAUACAAGCCUUGCUGUCUGCUCCCAACCCCGAUGACCCUCUGGCAAACGAUGUCGCUGAACAGUGGAAGAAAAACGAGUCCAAGGCCAUUGAAACAGCACGGCAAUGGAAUAGACUCUACGCUACCACUAAGUAGGAAACUAGUCCCACAGUUGUUGUGUACCUAUUAUAAUAAUUAUUGUGUAACCACUAUAAUAUUUUCAAGUUUUAUUAAACUACAAAAUCCUGUGAGUGUUGUAUUACAAAAAAAUCUAUGGACAAGUAUACGGAGUCAUCAAUAGUUUACGGAUUUCCGUAUACUCCGCGUGCCCAAAUUAAUGGGAGAGAGCGUAGGAGGAGGAUGAGUGAGUACAGUAGAGUAUGAGCAGAAGAAGUCGAGAGUGGGCAAGGAAACCUAAGUGAGGGUCUCUUACAAGGUAAUACUUACUGUAAAUGCACGCAUUCCGCAACUACCACGCUAAUACUUUCAGUUGCGGAAGAAAAACGAUACGAGGUAUAAUUUUACCGUGGAGAUAAAGAAAACCGUCUUUGUGCGAGUGCACGUGUACCUAGUUAGAGUUUGGAACUACUGAGCUUGCACAGUUGCUCCUAGAAUUGCUCCUAGAAUUGCGUCCUAGCCGCCACUAGUGUCGUAUGGAUCCCCAAGGCCCUCGUCUCAUCUCCCCAUACCGUGCCCCCACCAUCUCCGAGCGAAAAAAGUGGUUGUUCAUGACGCAGGAGAAGCAGCCGGCGCCACAUCGAGGGGAGGAUCUCACCAGCCAAAGUCCCUCACUAAACAAACUGCGACUGUCAACAGCUGCUAAACUCCGAAGAGCACCUCAAUUCUUCCGUAUAAACAAAAAGAUGAACAAGAAGCCUCCCAUCCCUGAGAAAUCAGAGCGGAUCAAGAACCUGCCUGUGCCUCGACCUAGGAAUGCCCCCCUCCUCCGAAACCACUGCCGUACAAUGUACACAGGUCAGAAAUGGCAAAGAAGCCAGACCCAGCACCGCGAAAGGUGACCAGACAGGGAAACGGCAUUCCCUCCAGCGUCACGAAUCACCAGACCACUACAGGUAGUCAUGAGACCACUAAUUCAGGUAGCGAGGAGACCUCCCCCCCUCGUCCAACCCACCCCCGUGCGAAAUUUCCAAAACCAAGCCCCUCUAGGUUACGCUCGACCGGGAUUACUUCUAGACCUCGUCUCGAUACCCCAGUCACUCCACCCAACCUGAACACGGUGCCUCAAAAUGGAGUCUCAUCUCCUCCAGUCCCUGCGGUAAGAGGAGGGACUGCAGCUACACCCCCACCGACAAGGCCCCGCCAUUUCCCCCCCGAAAACAAGAAGUCCUCCAUAGCCGUGAACGGUCGUGGAAAGAUGCCCCUGCCGCCUGUCCCAAGAGACCAACAAGGCUCUAGAGGUAGUGGAGAAGCCAGUGUACAGGUGUACUCAGAGGCAUUAGAUGAAGGUUCCGUUUCUGAAAAGGCAGUAGAUGACGAGGAGAAUGAGCUGUAUUCGACUAUCAGUGACUCUCCACGAUGUGUAAGAACACCUACUCCAUCUAAGACUCCACCCUCUGGUUCCAUGACCCCACCUUUGCCAGCCUCCUCACUCCUCGCACACUUCUUCACCUACCAUUGUUUCUUCACCCGGGAGUGAGUACAGCGUGACUAGCCACACCGCUGCUGCUAAGAACUCCGGGACGAAAAUCAACUCACCUCUUGCCGUUCCUAACCCCACUCCACCUGACACAUAUUCCAUGCUCGCGAGACCGGAUCAACCCAACAAGCCCUUCAAUCAGGUUACAAGUGGGGAAAUGUACUCGUCAUUGGAGUUGGACGGGAUUCAGCAGCUGGCCCCUCCAGUUAAACCUGCUUAUCUGGAUGAGGGAUAUAGCCAUUUGGAAUUUGAUGGAACUGUCGGCUACUAACUUACAAGCUGGUGCAGAACACUACGAGGUGAACACUAGUCCAGUGGGAGCCGAUGACUCGCCGGUAAGAAGCGUACGGCGGGCUACAAAUCCCGCUAGCAUGGCCAUUUACGAGGAGGUGUCCCCUCAAGACGAAAAUGUCCCGAACUGUACUAGUGAGAAGAAGCACAGACCUUUGGGCUACACUAAAUCAGUGCCACUGGAGGAGAAAACAUCGCAAACCAUUCCACAGGCGAAACCCAAGGUUGUUCCACGGCAGAACCUAGAGCUGCAUGAUCAAACCUCAAUAACUAGUGAGUGGGGAAAACAUGCAGAGGAAGUGGUUGAUGAUGUCACAGGUAAUGUUGUGGGUGUGGUGAAACUUGCACCAGCUCCGGCCCCAAGAUCUUGGAAAAAAUCAAAGACGCUUCAAAAUGAUAGUGGUUUUGGGCAAGGAGACGAGGGUAGGUUUGGUUAUUUUGGGAUUCACAAGAGCCUUGCAUGGAAGAUGAAGACCUUUAUACCAUUCCUCUUAAUGCUGAGAAUGAGAACACCCCUGAGCCUUCGCCGUCUAUUCAAGAGAUGAUGGAAGCAGUUGAGGCUAUACCCCUUGAAAGUGUCCAUUUUGCGACUUCUGGUCAGGAAACCUGGAGUGUAAGUAAAGAACGGGUAGAUCGCAAAAUACAGCAUCAACAGCCUCUUUCAGCGGAUUUGGAUGAGGGCGUAGUACAAACAGCAACUGUGGAAGAUGGCAGAGAAAGUAGCUCUUCUUUUCUGCGAGAGUGUCUGAGCGAGUUUGAUAAAAUAAAGAGCAGUGAGCUUCCUUCGAAUAGUCCGACACACAUAAUGGUCAACAUUGAUGAAAUGAACCAACAGAAAGAUCAGGGGGGAAAUGAAGGAGUGCCUGAAGACGAGGUUAAAAGACAGGGAGAUGUCGAUGAUGAAAAGAGUCACAGGCAUUCGUAUGAAAAUCAGGUUAUAGUUGAUCAGAACAAAGACGGAAAUAACGAGUGCGAUGUACUAGUUGUAGAACACUAUGAAAUGAACACCGUCAAUCCUACAGAAGAGUCCACACAUAAUUCACAAGGAGCUGUAGGUGAGGAUUUAUCACAGACUGUGAAAAAACCUGCUAUAGAACUCGAUGAUCAGGGAUACUGCAAGGUCGAGGUGAGCAAAAAUAAAGAUCAAAGUUUGAGCCUGGUGGAGGACGUGUUGAGCCACUUUGAGAACACCACCCUGAGUGAUCUGCCUCCUCUCUCUCAAGACGAUGACAUUACCAACUACGACAUGAAGACAGUGGAACAUCCACCGGUGACAACCAAUGCCCAGGGUUAUUCCUACUGUGGCAUUGACCUGAGAAGUCCAAGUGAGCUGACGGCUGGAGGUACUGGCUUUAGCACCUCUCACGACAACAGUGGAUAUCCUGCUGCUCCCGAUCCACCACCACCCAGAGGCUAUACAGGGAUUGAAGUGUCCAGCUCAGGAGUAGUAGUUGAUCACCCUACAGAGCGAGAGGAUCAUGCUGAAAGAGACCCUAGACCACCCGAAACAGCACCCAAACCUUCCAGAAGAAAGGGAGAGCCUUUCAAGCCACUUGAUAAUGCUGAGAUGCGUGGAGAAGUAGCUGAAGUAGAGGAAGGCUUGCUUCAGGCUGCUGUAGAGGAGGAUACCAAAACAGAAUUGUCUGACACUGACAGUCUCUAUGCCAGGGUUCUGGAUGUCACAAAAGAGCCUAGUAACAAAGUUGAUUCUUCCCCAAAACCGUCUCCCAAACCUAAGAGAAAGAAGCAGGCCGCUGGAGGCGUAGGUAAACCAAAGGCCAAGAAAAAAGGUCAGGGACCCCCUCGAAGACGCCCCCCGCCACCUCCACCCCCUGGGGCCAGAAUUCCUGGAAGUGCUCUGCUCCCCCCAACUACUUCCACUGUUCCUCCCACCCCACCAUUCUCAGCUCCUUGCCUGAAGAUGUCCACACAGUCCGAGGCAGAGCACAGAUUCGAGCAGACACUUCCCCCGUUCCCGUCCUACCAACCUGCAAACCAAGGCUCGCCUUUACAUCAGCCAGCUUCCGCGGCAGAUGAUUCCUUCACUUCCUCUCUUCCACCCUUGCCUCCAUUGCUCGGGUCUCCGAAGCUCCCCGGGAGAAAAGGGCCUCUCCCUCCCUCACCUACCGCAGGAUCGCCACAGACAGGGGAUCCUCCAUCCCCCAUACACCGUCGAGGGCUCCUCAACAGGAUCAAAAGCAGCUCGCUGAAAACACGAAAACCAGACAACCACUCCCCAACAACAGUUUCGCCUCUCCUGGCGGACGAAUUUGGGAGAGUAGGCGGUGAUCAGUCCCCGAAAGUCGGGUGGAAGAACAAGUUUCGGUUUCGUCGCGGUUCUGGAAACAGUGCUUCAACCAUGGAUAGCAGCAUGCCUGGCGAAGAAUAUGUAGGUGAAGCGUGUGGAGGGGCAGGGCACGGAGAGUCGCGGAAGAGGCGCAACCAGGAAGACAAACUUCCAGAGGUUCCUCCCACAGCCAAGUCGCGCAGCCUUCCCUCACCUUCUCGGCAAGGGAUCCACCGACAUCCGUAUGAUGGAGAGGAAGAGGAAAUUGAAGAUGGUCUUUACUCUGUUGUCAACAAACCAGCGAAGACUGUGCAGCGGCCUCAGGCUGCAGCGAUCAAAGCAGAAGCGACAGGGGGAGAGGGAAAUGAUGAUGCUUCGAAGGCAUACGAGGUCGUCAUACCACCAUCCUUGGUGCGAGCAAGAACUGGAUCUCGUGGUAAGAAUGAUGCCAUGAGAAAAUCAAGCUCUGUGGAACACUUGGAGCAAGAGGAUGCCCCCGACCUCGAUGAGGCAGUCGAGCAAGGAGAAAGAGUGGUUAUACUGGGUUCUCACUCCGCCACCUCCUCUCCCAUCCUUCCUCGUCGCAGGCCUCGACAAGGCGGUGCCGAGGAAGGCUUGCCUGAUCCCGUGCAUCGGGGGUUUCACCUUGGCACACUUCCGCGCAGCAGGAAACCUCCUGUGGCCCCUCCCCCAAAGACCCGCCAUGUUUACGCGACAGUUAGCAAGAGCGAGGAAGCUGCUGCUGCUGCUGCUGCUGCAAAGGGAAGUCCUCCUAGCACUCUACCAAAGCCGAAGAGAGGUGUAGAAGGAGGUGUUGUGAACACUACCCAGGAGACAAAUCCAAGGCCUGAAGGAGCUUCAGCAAAUUUUGAUAUACCGAUGCUCGAAGUCCUAGCACCGCUCGAUGCAGCAGUGUCUUUACCUUACAUGAUGGACUGCGGAAGAGUGGAUGAUGUUCUGAUGCCCGAUGCCAGUGCAAGUGACAAACAAUAUGACGAGGACGCUGUUUCUCUUCAGGGCCUUCCGAGCUCAGAGAUACGCCACGAACGGGCAGAGGACGGUCACAUCUACGCUGUUGUAGACAAAAAAGUAAGAAGAAAAAGAAGAAAAAGCCAGAGCCAGUUGAAAAAGAAAAUGUUGAUUGUGCCCAAGGAACUGCUCCAUUUGCACUUAGCAUAGGUGGAGGAGAUGAAGCACACCCAAAGUCUCCUACCAGAAAGCCACCAGUCAAACCACCUCGUGUGAAACCACUGAAACCGGCUCCGUACGUGUCUCGAGUAGGGAGCCCCAUCCCUGCCAUUUUGGCUGCAGCAGCAGCCGAGUGUUCCUCCCCCGUGCCUCCCCUCUCGCCCAGAAAUUGCUCGCCCCCCACCAUUCCAGGUCGUCUCCCCACGACUGUUGAGGCGCCUCGCUCACCACUUCCUCAGUUGUCGCCACUCACUGCUUCCCCUUUCCCUCCAGGCUUUACAGUGCCGCCUGAUGUGAAGCAGCAGAGUGUCAGACUGUCAAUGGUUGGUCCCCCCUCUUUCCCUCCUCCCCCUCCCCCAGAAGAUGCCUCUUCUUCCCCUCCCCUUGGACACACAUACGAGGCACCUCCCACACUAGCGAACGGCAGGUGUACAGGAGAUGCUACUCCUAAAGUUCCCAAGGAGCCAGCGAAACCACCACCCACUGCUGCAUUUGCAAUAGACGACGACAUUGAAGACGAAAGAACGCCCGGUUACGAAAUUGUUACAAGGGUGAAAAAGAGCAGAGCAAAGUCGGCAAAGAAAAGUUCCCGUGUAGAUGCACCUGUUAACGAAUCGCCUCCUACAAAGCAAAGGUCGCUUCCAGAAGAUAUCGUCGCGGGCCUGAAGCCCCCACUCCCUGCUCCUGCUCUUUUUAAGGACGUAAAUGCAAAGUCUUCGGCACGCUCGGCUGUUACCCAACGCUCACCCCACCUCUACGAAGCUGUCUCGGACGAUGUUAUUGAGAGUAACAGACCUAACCAACCUUUGCCCAAUGUGGCCGUCCCACGAUGUUCACACACAUACGAGACACUGGAAGAUGUCAAGAAGGCUCGACCAACGAAAGGGCGUCCCUUGACCACAAAGAAGCGACCCCCUCCCCCUGCUCCUCCCACCAAACCAGACAACGGACCACCGAUUGCUGAGACGACUGAUGGUGCUACUGAUCUUCCGACAAGUAGGGUGGCUCGACGGAGUGCCCUCAACAGUAGCAGCAGUAUAGUGUCUCCUGUUACAGAGAUUGUAUCCAACCCGAUGUCGUAUCUUGGAGCCAACAUGGCUGGGAAGCGGUUGACAGUCGAUAUCCAGUAUGAUGCUGACGAGGAAGAAGAAAGAGAAACAAAUGAGCCGAAGUUUCUCUUCACCAAGGGGCGUCUCUCCCAUUUUAUCCCUGUUGGCCAGGAAAAGCCAGAGGCAGUAGCACUGAGCCCUGGCCAUAGCUCCACCACCCAGAGUUCGAGCAGUGUCAGUGUGUAUGAGGAGGACUCGGACGCAGACAUAAUGUACUCGACGGAAUGGGAAUCGACCAGUGGUGAGGAGGACGAGGAGGAAGAGGAGGAGGAGGAAGAAGGAGAGGAAGGAAGAGUGAUCGCACACAAGCCACCGAGGACCAAGACCUUCUACAUUGCGCAGGAGAUUCUAACAACCGAAAGAACGUACGUGAAGGGGCUGAAGCUGAUCGACCGUGACUUCCGUUCCACCAUUCUCUCGGCAAACAGAGCCCACGACAAGCCGAUCCUGUCGGAGGACACACUCAAGCUGAUCCUAGGCAACGUCAGCAGCAUUCUGACACUCAAUGCUGGCAUGUUGGCAGAGCUGGAGGAGAGGAUGAAGAUGUGGGACACCGACCCAAGAAUUGGUGACAUCAUCCUCAACAGGGCACCCUACCUCAAGAUUUAUAGCGAGUACAUCAGUCGAUUCGACAAGGCUCUCAAAACGCUGGAGGAGGCGACGAGGAAGAAUCCCAACUUUGCGCGAGCUCUCCGCGAGUUUGAGGCACAGCCGUCGUGUGCCCAGCUCCCUCUCGCCGGCUACAUGUUGGAGACUGUCCAGAGAAUACCGAGAUAUAAACUUCUCCUGACAGAUUAUGUCAAGCACUUGCCAGAGAACUCACCAGACAGAACACCUAGUGAAAAGGCUCUGGGUAUCAUUUCGUCUGUUGCAACACACGUCAAUGAAACCAUCAGGCAAAUGGACAACUUCAAGAAGGUGAUGGAAGUGAGGAAGAAGCUGAUUGGAGACACCGGAGACACUCUGAUCACUCCGUACAGGAAGCUGAUCAAGGAGGGGAUGCUACUCAAGUUCUCAAGAAAAGAGCCACAGCCUCGAAUGUUCUUCCUGUUCAACGAUAUCUUGAUAUACGCCUCCUCAAUCCCUCCCACAAACGCCACGUACAAGGUGAUCAAGAGAAUCCCCCUCGAAGGAAUGAGAGUCGAGAUGUUGAAUGAUCCCGACAUGAGACAUGGGUUUCAGAUCAUCUCCACCUGCAAGUCUUUCCGACUGGAGGCCAGUUCAAAUGAGGACCUGCAUCAGUGGAUGAGUGCCUUUGACACAGCCAUCAAGGAGCACCGGGAGAAGGCACAGAGCAGACGCUCCAUCAGAGAACAGCUCAACCCUGACGGAGGGGAGGAGUGUGAAAGAAUACCACUGGGUCACCUGGCGCCCCCCUGGCUCCCGGACAGUGCCGUGAGCAUGUGUCAGUUGUGCAGUGUCCAGUUCACCGUCACACGCAGGAGACAUCACUGCAGAGCAUGUGGACAGAUCUUCUGCUCGGAUUGCUCCAGCUACCUCGCCCCACUUCGGUACAAGAGCGACAAACUGGGCCGCGUUUGUCAGUCGUGCUACGAGGGCAUCAAUGGGGUAAGUGGCCCGGGUGACGACAGAUCACUAAAGAGAGGCGUGGCAAGUCGGCCGGGUAAACCCCUGAAGAUUAACCUCCCGUCGGUACUGAAGGAAGUGAAGGCCAGAGAUCAGAACGCACAGAUAAGUGGCUACCUACUCAGUCAUGCCACGCGCUCUCGACGGUGGAAAAAGAAGUGGUUCAUCGUCUAUAACCUUGUCCUCUAUGAAUUCGAGAAACAUGAAGAUGUCACGGCAAAAUCCAGCGUGGCUCUGCCAAGCUACCAAAUCGAUGCGACUUGUCGACAGGACCAACAUGUGUUCUGUCUGAAGCACCCAGGCACAGGCAAACUCUACUUCAAAGCAGACACGGAAGAUCAAAGGGACAGAUGGCUGGAGGUUCUAGAAAAAGCCGUGAAAGGUGAGAUUGGUUCACCGCAGCACCCGCCAGCACCCCAUACUCCAAUUAGAGCCUCCUCCCCCCAGCCAGAUGACGCAAGCCUUUGACAAAAACAACAUGUUUUUAUGUCAGUUAUGUACAUGUGCCUUCGUCGUUUAUCAGCUAUAUAUAUUAUAAUGCAUUUUGUGUGGGUUGAUUUUUGUAUCAUACAACAAAGCCGCAUAAAUUUUUCAGCAAGGUAGA
This is a messenger RNA of Geodia barretti, 9123 nucleotides long. The record is from the annotation of a GenBank genome assembly. NCBI's taxonomy places the organism in Eukaryota, Metazoa, Porifera, Demospongiae, Tetractinellida, Geodiidae.